Messenger RNA from Debaryomyces tyrocola, 768 nucleotides. The record is from the annotation of a GenBank genome assembly. NCBI's taxonomy places the organism in Eukaryota, Fungi, Ascomycota, Pichiomycetes, Serinales, Debaryomycetaceae.
AUGCAACCACCCAUGUUGGCGAUUCAACCUAGCCAUGUGUCGUUUUAUCCCCCUUACAACGGGGGAAGAAUUCCAAAUGGUCCAGGACCAGUUCCAGGGCCAGUACCUCCAGGAUUUCCAAACUACCCUCCUCCACAAUAUAUGUCUGGUCCUCCAAUGGUUGCUCCUCCAUAUGGAUACAUGUACCCAUAUCCGCCUCCACCGCAACAACAACCCCUGCCCCAACCCAUGCAAAUGCAACCUCAAUUACCUCCACAACCUCAACCACCUCAACAACUCCAGAACCAACUACCAUCCCACCAUCACCAAUUGCCACCGUCAUCAAACCUACCAAUGAAAAACUACAAUCUGUCUAUAAAGUUACCCCUGAUCAAUAUUCAAAAUAAGAGGACUCCUGGAAUCAGCCCGUCACCGGACGUGCUUAGGACCCCUGAGGUCAAGAAGGCCCCAGAGGUUAAGAAGUCACCUGAGGUAAAGCGAACCUCGGACAUUAUAAAUCCAGAAGCAAGGGAGACACCAAAACCUAAACCCAGAGAAAUUAUCCCUCUUCCUACAGUUAAGAAAGAAGCUGAAAAAUGCUGUUCCAAGUGUAGGAGUACCACUCCUGUUGCAAUCGAUUUUACUGCUUCCUAUAAAUCAGAAUCUUCAAAUCCCUUACAAAAUACUGAGACUGCAUCUACAAAAAAUACGUUGAAAAAGCCAACGGUGUCUACUCCAAGAGAUAAAUCUCCUGGUAUGUCAAUCGGAGGACUAUUGAACGAUAAAUAA